AUGGCCUUCCUCUUGUUUGCGCUGUUCGGUAUCCAGGUGCUUGCCCAGACAGGAAGUGGCGAGUGGGCUGCCAACGCAUCACAGCGGGCUACCUUCCGCAAUGCAACAGGAUUUCUUGCUAAGAACCGCAGCUCAAACGCAUCAAGCAGCUCAAGCAAGUCCACUGGCAAUUGCCACUUCCUUUGCUCGACAGCGUAUGGCCAGUCCAGUUGGUGCGACAGAGGAAUUUGCUUGUGUUCCCAGGGCUUCACCGACUAUUACGGGUAUUGCCAAGGAGGAACUGCUUCCUGCAGGGCAGUUUGUCUCAACUCCGCCUACACACACGACACUUGUGAUGGCACGAUAUGCGUGUGCAGCUUUGGAUGGACAAAUACAGGGACCACGUGCUUCUGA
Symbiodinium sp. CCMP2456 is the source of this 393-nucleotide messenger RNA. Lineage: Eukaryota; Dinophyceae; Suessiales; Symbiodiniaceae. The record is from the annotation of a GenBank genome assembly.